Molecule: messenger RNA, 2309 nt
Organism: Opisthorchis viverrini
Lineage: Eukaryota; Metazoa; Platyhelminthes; Trematoda; Opisthorchiida; Opisthorchiidae
Exons: 8
Coding region: 1-843 (280 amino acids)
Biological process (GO): intracellular protein transport; synaptic vesicle fusion to presynaptic active zone membrane; exocytosis
Cellular component (GO): endomembrane system; plasma membrane; presynaptic active zone membrane
Molecular function (GO): SNARE binding; SNAP receptor activity
Source: RefSeq, a predicted model, not a curated record
AUGGCAAACACAUCAACGUCAAUCAGCUGGAUGUCCGUUGAAAUAGUGACCGAGGGUCGUCAGCAUUUGGUGGUGGAGGUGAACCCAUAUGACUCAGGCAGUUCCAGACGCCGGAUGAUUUUCACGGAACGCCAAAUUUCGGGAGCCCUAGGAUGUCAAAGCUCUGUGGCAAAACAUGGGCAGGGUUUGAAGUGCGAUGUUAAGAACAUGGUUUUAUCCGAUGACAAAGGAUCUCAUCGGCGCACUUCGGGCGAGAUGGAAAUGAACAUUGAAUACGAUGAAAAUUCCGACAAAUCCUCCGCGGAUUUGCGGAUACGCAAGACUCAGUAUUCAACAAUCUCGAGGAAUUUUAUUGAAGUUAUGACUGACUACAACAAGGCCCAAGUUGCCUUCCGAGACGCGUGUAAAAAUCGUAUCAAACGGCAAAUGGAAAUUGCCGAACGGAAGAUAUCCAACGAAGAGCUGGAGGAUAUGCUGGAGUCUGGGAAUCCAGCAAUAUUCACCCAGGAGAUCAUGACCGAUACACAACAAGCCAAGCAAUCCUUAGCCGAUAUUGAAGCUCGACAUCAAGACAUAAUGAAGUUGGAAAAAAGCAUCAAAGAACUACAUGACAUGUUCAUGGACAUGGCUAUGCUAGUCGAAAGCCAGGGUGAAAUGAUCGACCGGAUCGAGUACAACGUAGAGCAAGCCGUCGACUACAUAGAGAGCGCCAAGGCCGAUACCAAAAAAGCCGUCAAAUACCAAAGUUCCGCCCGCAAGAAAAUGAUCAUAAUCGGAAUUUGCGUUGCCAUUCUUGUCUGCAUCAUCGUGGGCACUAUUGUUGGGAUGCUUCCUGGCGUUUAGUGUCCCAUUCUGACAAACGAAUGACCACCCGUGUGUAAUAAUAUCUGUCUCGGAAACACUCAGCAUCUGGGAUCGUCAGCAGACAUCACCUCUGUCGCUGGUAUCAUUCCAAUAGAGCAGAAGUCACCUGCUUUCCAUUGUUCCAGCUAUAUAUGCAUAUAUAUUUCCUCCGUCGUUCCCUCUUCCCAUUGUUCACAACUACAUUCUUCCAUUGCGGAAUCACCCGUGAAAUGGAAGUCACUCCUUGUUCUUGGCAACAUCCCGUCCAAAUUCUCAUUUCUUGCAAGGCUACUAGUGUACAUCAACAUGUCUAACGCCAUAGGUUAUUUCUACUUUGAUCAACGCGUUUUCUCCACGUCUAUUACUCUAUUACUGUAUUGGUCCUUCUUCAGAAGCAACCAAAUGUGCUCCGCAAACCCUCUUUUUUCAUUUAUUCUCUUCUACCAUCUUCAAACGGUUUCAAGCGUUUGGUAAAAAUAUUUAGAUGAGAAAACAUCUUCAGCCCUUGGAGCGAAACGAACUUCUACUCUUUCUUUAACUUACUAUCUACUACGUAUGACCAAGAUUUCUCUCUGUCUCUCACACUAACCGACUAUGCUAGCAUCUGAGCAGUAAUCUGCUUUCGCUUGCCUUUUUCUUCUGGUGUGUAAUACACAAUACUUAACUCCGUCCGCAGCUCCUUCACCUCAUCAGCGUCGUGUUGAGAGGCAAAAAAACCAUAUUAUUCACUCACAACCUGGUGCAUCCCACAAGCCAUUCACCAUACCCUAAACAUCAAAGACCCGAUGAAAUUCAUGGGGAUGGGACCUAUUUCCUAUUUGCCCAAUAAGCACUUGUGCAUAUAUUUAUACAUAUAUACUUACAUCCUUACUCACUGAAUAAUAUCGAUGUUCCUCUCAAAUGAUGAUAGUUUUGCAGUCCUACAUUAUCUACUGAAGGACCUUCAUGAGAAGACGGCUUGGCAAGUUUGCUUUUCCUUAUUCAACCAUUCUUGGUAUCCAACUCAGUUCCGUUAUCUGUUUAUAUCUUCAUUUAGUUUCUUGUCUCGUUACAUUCCUGUAAUUUACCUGGUUAAUUGUUUCUAGGUGUUCUGUGUAUGAGAUGUUCAAUUCCUGAUUGUUUAUCCACUUGUAGCCCGUUAAUGGCAGAUAAUCGACACAGAGUGAACGUGAUUUCGGAUUGAACACACUCUCACCUAGUUCAGAGGACUACACUUGGUCCUCCCACUUCGGUUAUGCACACAAACGUACAGUUUGGUAAUUUGUAAAUGACAUUCGUUACAUUUCCUUCCUGAUCCCAGCUUCCUUGAUUUCCUCCAUCGCUCGAUCUUGGUUGUUCGUUUUGGUUUCUACCUUCUCCAACUUGCGGCAAAUUCUUAAUAAACAUUGUUUUAUAAUUUCAAAAAUUACUGGUUUGAAGGAAAGUUUGACUUUUGUUAUCGUAUUGUACUCUCUAGUGAGUGUGUC